This is a messenger RNA of Aspergillus ochraceoroseus IBT 24754, 972 nucleotides long. RefSeq lists its product as uncharacterized. Lineage: Eukaryota; Fungi; Ascomycota; Eurotiomycetes; Eurotiales; Aspergillaceae. Gene Ontology annotation, molecular function: oxidoreductase activity, acting on the CH-OH group of donors, NAD or NADP as acceptor. The coding region runs from base 1 to 972 and encodes 323 amino acids. The record is from RefSeq and is a predicted model, not a curated record. The transcript has 2 exons.
AUGUCGCUUGUCCUCAUUACGGGAGCAACAGGCUUCAUUGGCUCCUGGGUCUGCCAUCAUGCCCUGGAGGCCGGAUAUCGAGUGCGCCUCGUAGUUCGACACGCACAGGCAACCGACAAACUAGAGCGCGUCUUCUCCCCGCACCUGGAUCAGAUCGAUUUUGUCGUGAUUCCGGACCUCGCAGUUCCCGGAUGCUUCGAUGCACAUCUCCAGGGCGUAGAGGCCGUUAUCCAUGUUGCUUCGCCGGUGCCAGCCCAGGGAGUCCAUGAUUUCAUCGCCCCCGCGGUCCAGGGGACCCUGUCGGUGUUGAAGGCCGCAUUGCAUUUCCCGUCGAUUAAGACGGUGGCUAUUACGGGCUCUGUGCUCUCUGUUAUCCCGUUUGGCGCAGCGAAUAGUGUUACCUCUGUCAAGGAAACAACCGAGAUCGAUCUAUCCGGCAUGCCUGCGGAUCUCACAGACUUGAAACCCCAGCAGCUGUAUCAUGCAAGCAAACUAUGCGCCUACAAAGCCACAAUCGACUUCUACCACGAGCACACCCCCCACUUCGCCAUCGGAGUGGUCCUGCCAUCGUUCGUUUUCGGUCGGAGUCUCUACCAAGAAACACCGGAGCAGCUGAAUGGCACCAACCAACUCCUGUACGCAUCGCUGCUCAAGAACACGCCGUUUUUCACGCAGUAUCUCGGUGUGCAUGUGGCAGACGUGGCGGAGGCACAUAUUCGCGUCUUGAGGAGUCCCGCGCGCGGCCUGCAAUCUUACCUGCUUUCCGCGCCGAAGAGGUCGUGGGUGGACGUUGAUGAAUUCGUGCGAGGGACGUAUCCGGAUUUGCCUGUCACACUAGAUCCGGUGGCGUUGCCAUGUCCGACACUGGACGUGAGUAAGGCCGAGAACGAGUUGGGGAUUGUGUUUAAGCCGAUGGAGGUACAGGUUGCUGAUGUCGUGGACCAGCAGCUGGAACUUGGCAAGAAUGCGUGA